CCAGAGACUUGCUUAGGACUCACUGGAUUGCUUCACCUUCCUCUUCUUCCUUCUCUCUCUUUCUGUGUCUGUUUUUGAUUCUCCCUCCCUCUCUUCCCCGUCUGCUUCAUCUGACAUUGAACCUCAAGCAGACCGUAUCCACAACAAUGGGACGGCAUUCUUGCUGUCUCAAGCAGAAGAUAAGGAAAGGCUUGUGGUCUCCUGAGGAAGACGAGAAGCUUUACAACCACAUCAUCAGAUAUGGUGUUGGCUGUUGGAGCUCUGUCCCGAAACUAUCAGGAUUGCAGCGCUGUGGGAAGAGUUGCAGGCUCAGGUGGAUUAAUUACCUGAGACCGGACCUCAAACGAGGCAGCUUCUCCCAGAACGAAGAGGAUUUGAUCAUAAGCCUGCAUGCAAUUCUGGGCAACAGGUGGUCUCAAAUUGCGUCGCAGUUGCCGGGGAGAACAGAUAAUGAAAUCAAGAACUUCUGGAACUCGUGUCUCAAGAAGAAGCUUCGACAGAGAGGAAUCGACCCGAGCAGUCAUAAGCCACUGAAUGAGAUAAAAGCAGAAGAAGAUGAGACCAGAAUGUACUGCUCAAACACUGGUGCUACAUCCGAGGAGUUGCCGACAAAACCAGUCUUUGAUACCUUCCCACUGGUCGAAAUCCAGACAUGUUUGGAUUCAGUAGCAGAGGAUAAUGUGAAUAUCUACAACCAAAUCCAUCAAACUUUAGAACCAUUGGGACAGAAGGAAGGAUUAUGUGACUAUAGCAGUGCGUUGUAUGUUACAGAGAAGUUUGGCUAUGGAGAGAGCUCAAGCAACAGCUGUAACUGGAACUGCAGCAUUGGAUCUGAGAUGAACAAUGUGCUUGGAAUUGAAGCCUUGAAUUGGGCAUCUGCCGAGAAGGUGGAAGCACCAACUCAUGUGCAGAUUAAUGGUGUGGAGUCUCAUGAACAAAGGUAUAGUUCUUGGCAAGAGAAGCAAGAUAUGGAGAGUUCUGAAGAUUACAGCACCUAUCCAUUGAUCUCAUUGUCUCAUGAUCUCUCAGGGACAUGCUUCAAUGUCCCUCGAGGUGCAUUGGCAAGUGAAUUCAAUGUGGACUUCUUCUAGAGUGACUCUUUGUUCAUUCCAUUUGAGAGCUUUUGGCAUUAUGAAUGCUAUAGAGAAAUAAAGAAACUUCACACUCGCUCUUCUCAAUUCCUUGAAGAAAAGUAAAGAUUGAAUGCUUGCUAUUUCUUCUAUCAGAUUCUUGUAGAGCUGGAAGUUGUAUUCUAGUAUUGUCAUUGUCUUAACCAUAUCUCUAUCAUCAUCAUUGUCAGAAACAUUGUAUGUUAUCAUCUGUUUCUUGUCCCUCAUGGAUCCCAUGUGCUCUGUGGCAACCCAAAAGGAAUGACUCCAAAGCAAAUG
Messenger RNA from Musa acuminata subsp. malaccensis (wild Malaysian banana), 1388 nucleotides. Its product is annotated as myb-related protein Hv33-like. Lineage: Eukaryota; Viridiplantae; Streptophyta; Magnoliopsida; Zingiberales; Musaceae. The record is from RefSeq and is a predicted model, not a curated record.